Molecule: messenger RNA, 2010 nt
Organism: Tarenaya hassleriana
Lineage: Eukaryota; Viridiplantae; Streptophyta; Magnoliopsida; Brassicales; Cleomaceae
Product: ubiquitin-like-specific protease ESD4
Exons: 10
Coding region: 341-1900 (519 amino acids)
Biological process (GO): protein desumoylation
Cellular component (GO): nucleus
Molecular function (GO): deSUMOylase activity
Source: RefSeq, a predicted model, not a curated record
CGGGAGAGCCUCGUGUGCUCUGAGAAAAACUAUAAAGCAUACAAAUCUUCUUCCCGAGAGAGAAUGCGGGAAAUUGAUUUUCCACAGUCCCAAACACAACAUAGAAAAUCACUCUCUUUCCCGGGAAACUGAAAAACACAAUACGUAAUCUGAUUGUUUGUUGUCCUCUCGCUAAUCUUCAGAGGAUUCCAGAGGAAAGGAAGUAUCCAAGAUCAACGUGCAGAGGGCACAUUUCGAUCGUGUCUUGCACUGUUAACGUUCGCUCUGAUCUCUGGGGGUUUUGCAAAACCCUAAUUUGCCGUCCUGGGAUAUCCCUUGUUAUGGUUCUCACCUCCGGUGGAUGCCCCAAUUUCUAGGGUUUUCAGUUUUCCUGGUUGAGCCGAAUUCGAUCUGGAUGGGUGCCCUAGCGAGUAACCGCAAGCGUGGCGACGAAUGCUUGAGCUUGAAUCACCAGACAACGAGCCCGUUUCCUUACUUCCACGCCUCGAAGAAACGAAGAUUCUCCUUUGGUAUACAGCCAAAUUCGGACAAGCCGGUUUCUUCUUCGAACGCAACAGUCUCGAGAAUGUCCAAAUACCCUGACGCGAAAGCCCCCUUUAGGCGAGAAGUUCACGCCCCUAGCAGGGGAUUUCUCCGAUUCGGCUUGUUGGGCCGUUCUUCAAUACAAGAAAGAAAGGCCAAAUCUAAUGAUUUCUACAAAAAAGACGAGAUUGAUCGUGAAAUGAGCAGUUUUUUCGGCCGCAAGCAUGAUAUCGUGAAGAGAUCCGCACUGGAUGUGUUGAGGUACCAUAAAAACGACAAGGAGGUGGUUGAUUUGGACGAUGAGCCUGAAAAGGAAGCGAUUUCGGAAGAUUCGAGCAUCCAAGUACUUGAAGAGGGUAGGGAAAAAUUGAUGGAGGAGAAGAAUGUUCAGCCUUCUUCUUCUUCCGGUGUUGCUGAUGUUAACAAAGGGAACAACUUGAGAAUAGAUUAUGCUGGCAAGAUGUUGGAUUCAAUUUCCUUGAAUAGAGAAGCUGAUGAUUCUUCGAGCCUUGAAGCCUACAAAAAGCUUCUUGAGAUUGUUGAACGUCGUAAUUCUAAGUUGGAAACGCUGAAUUUCGAGAUUGUGUUCAAUGAAAAACGGUUGUCACAGCUACGUGAGUCACGCCCUCUAAAAAAGCCGAUGAAAAAGGCUGUUGAGAUUCCUCGUGAACCUUUUAUACCUCUCACUGAUGAGGAAGAAUCUGAAGUCCAACGCGCUUUCUCUGCAAGAAAUCGAAGGAAGGUCUUGGUUACUCAUAAAAACUCCAACAUUGACAUUUCUGGAGAAGUUCUACAGUGCCUUACACCGUCGUCAUGGUUGAACGAUGAGGUCAUCAACGUCUAUCUUGAAUUGUUGAAGGAAAGAGAGAGGAGGGAGCCUCAAAAGUUUUUGAAAUGUCAUUUCUUCAAUACAUUUUUCUACAAGAAGCUAGUAAGCGAUGCUGGUUAUAGUUACAAAGCUGUUAGGAGAUGGACCACACAGAGAAAGUUGGGAUAUUGUCUUUUGGAUUGUGACAAGAUAUUUGUUCCCAUCCAUCGGGGUGUGCAUUGGACCUUGGCGGUUAUUAACAACCGAGACCGCAAGUUUCAGUAUCUUGACUCACUAAAUGGAUCUGACCCAAUAAUUUUGAAUGGUCUGGCAAAAUACUUGGUGGAUGAAGGGAAGGACAAGAGCGGGAAAGAGAUUGACAUUAGUUCGUGGGAAACGGAAUUUGUUGAAGACCUUCCUCAGCAGCACAAUGGAUACGACUGUGGGAUGUUCAUGCUCAAAUACAUCGACUUCUACAGUAGAGGCCUUGGGCUGCAUUUCCGCCAGGAGCACAUGCCGUACUUCCGGAUGAGAACCGCAAAGGAGAUUCUGAGACUGCGAGCCCACUGACGCUCUCCUUUCCUUUUCUUUUUAAAAUCUUUUGAUCGAGCUGUGGGGACAUUGGGUUUUGUCCUUUUGUCAGAGAAAUUCAUUAAUGCCUUCUUUCUUGGAUGUCCUCA